This is a messenger RNA of Helianthus annuus (common sunflower), 2385 nucleotides long. RefSeq names its product protein PSK SIMULATOR 2. Gene Ontology annotation, biological process: positive regulation of growth. The transcript is spliced from 12 exons. Bases 339 to 2213 code for a protein of 624 amino acids. The record is from RefSeq and is a predicted model, not a curated record. NCBI's taxonomy places the organism in Eukaryota, Viridiplantae, Streptophyta, Magnoliopsida, Asterales, Asteraceae.
CCGCAGUCGACUUUGAUACACAACUCACUGUGGUCAAACCCUACUCUCACCUCACCGUCCGUCUGUCUUGCUCAUCAAAUUCCAAAUCUCAUAUCGUUUUCCCCAAUCUGCAAGCAAGAAAAAAAAAAAAAAAGUAAACCCUACCCACCCCAAUCAACGCGUUUCUCAUCUCUGUUCCCACUUGUACUAUUAAUCAACAAUUCUCACACUCACGGAUCUCUGAUCCCCCCCAAUUAUAUGGCUUUUCAUCCAAUCCUCUUCCUAAACCUCUGGAUAUGGUCUGUUAGAUCAUCCGAUUGAUCAAUUCACAGGUGGGUUUUCUGUUUAAUUCAAGAAAAAUGGGUGGGGUGUGUACAGGGGGGACGAUGAAGCAGAGUACGGCAGCGGAGGAGUACGGUGGUGAUAGGGGUAGUUUGGGGUUUUCGGGGAAGUUGCGGUCUGUGAAGAGUUUUGGUAAUCAUCAGGAUCAGCAGAGUAAGAUUGAUCGUCGUCAUGAUCAUGAUGAUGGUGAGGGUAAUGAUGAUUUCAGUUCAUAUUCUUCUUACACACAGGAUGAUAAUUAUCAUAGGAAAACGACGUCGUAUGAUUCUGGUGAAUUGUUCUUCUCCUCCAUUUCAAGGGAGUUAAAACCCUCUACCCCUGCCAGGGUUAAGGCACCUCACGUAAGCACAUUUCUCGGUAAAGCAAGUAGUGUCGGUCUUGAAGUCCUGGACACCCUCGGAAGCAGCAUGACAAAUUUAAAUACCCAUACUGGAUUCGUAUCUAAUUCGGCUUUAAGGGGGAAUAAAGUAAAUAUUUUAGCAUUUGAAGUGGCGAAUACUAUCGUUAAGGGAUCUAACUUGAUGCAAUCUCUUUCGGGUGAAAGCAUUCAGUUUCUUAAAAAGGAGAUUUUGCAUUCAAAAGGUGUGCAACUUUUGGUUUCUACCGAUAUGAAGGAACUCUUAAGAAUUGCAGCUGCUGACAAGAGAGAGGAAUUUGAAAUAUUCUCUCGAGAAGUGGUGAGAUUUGGAGAUAUGUGUAAGGAUCCUCAAUGGCAUAAUUUGGAUCGUUUCUUUGCCAGAUUGGAUUCGGACCCUGUAACAAACAGCCAGCUAAGAGAAGAAGCUGAAGCUACAAUGCAAGAACUUGCUGAUUUGGCUCAGCAUACUUCAGAAUUAUACCAUGAAUACCAUGCUUUAGAUAGAUUUGAUCAAGAUUAUCGGCGUAAGCUCGAGGAAGUCGAAUCUUUGCAUCUUCCUCGUAAAGGAGAGAGUCUAAUGAUAUUACAAAGUGAGCUAAAACAUCAAAGGAAAGUCGUGAGGAACUUGAAAAAGAAAUCUCUUUGGUCCAAAGGUCUUGAAGAGGUUGUGGAGAAGCUUGUAGAUGUUGUCACGUUCAUCCACCAAGCAAUUGCAGAGGCUUUUGAGGAGAAUGCUUCAAUUUUAACAAAGAAUGACAUGGAGACUAACAAAAAACCCGAAAGAUUAGGCGUUGCUGGUCUUGCUUUACACUAUGCCAACUUAAUAACUCAAAUGGACAACAUCGCAUCUCGUCCUACAUCCUUACCUCCAAAUAUGAGGGACACAUUAUACAACGGUUUACCGGCCAGUGUCAAGGCAGGUUUACGGUCUCGCAUACAAGCUCUUGAUUCUAGUGAAGUGAUGGCAAUGCCUAAAAUUAAGGCGGAAAUGGAAAAGACUCUUCACUGGCUCGUUCCUGUAGCUACCGAUACCACCAAAGCACAUCAAGGUUUCGGGUGGGUCGGUGAGUGGGCAAACACCGGAAAUGAAUUCGGGAAGAAGACAGCAGGGAGCAACAACAUAAUCCGGCUGCAGACGUUAUAUCAUGCAGACAAACAAAAAAUUGAUCGAUACAUACUCGACUUAGUCAUCUUACUUCACCGAUUAAUAAGCCUCGUUAGAUAUAGAGACAAAGUACCGAAAUACACCCCGACUCGAUCACCAAUUUCAAUAGGGUCGUUGACCCUGCAUCCCGACGGUCAACGUCAACAGGACAAGAUCUCACUAGAGGACAAAAAUCUUUUGGAACAAGUGACGAAACGGAGAAGCGUAGUUCCUGGAGUCAGCAAAAGUCAAGAAUUCGUGAUCUCGUCGAAGAAAAAGAAACGAGUUUUUGCUUCGAGUAGAAGCAUGGGGAGUUCUCCUCCUAGAGAUUACAAGCAUGCAAAUGCUAAUAUGUUGGAUGUGUUAGAUGGGUUAGGUACAACUUUUUAAGUUGUUGGUACUACCAUUUUUUGUUAAUGAUAUAUAUAUAUAUUUGUUAUGAUAAAUUAAAAUGUAUGUGUAUAUAUAAAUCCGUUAUAUAAGAAGCGUGUAGUUGAUAUUAUUAUCAUUAUCAUUGUGUACUAGAUUAUAAAAAUAUAUUUCUAUUUAAAGAUAUUGACGA